GCUAACAGCCGAGGCGAGAAGAAGCUCCUCCCAGGUUCCCCAGAUCUCUCCCUCCCCUUCAUCCGGAUCCCCCGAUCUCGCCAUCGACGCCGCCGCUCAUCUCCUCGCCAUCGCCAUCGAGCUGCUGUAUAAUGAUCCGCGCGACUAAACUAUACCCAUCGAAUAUUCAUGAAUUCGCAUACGUGGCAAAGAAUCAGCCGUUCAUUCAAACAACCAAUGAUGGAUGGAAUCGAUGGAUAGCUGGCAAAGCAUUAUCUAAACCUCUGUCCGGGGAAGAAGAUCGCGCGGGAAAUCAAAAAUCCUCUAAAAAUUCGAACUUUUUUAUCCCCAAAUCACUGAGCUUUCAAAAUCUCUACAUCUCUCCCUCCUCCUCGCUCUCAAUCCGCUGGUCUGGGAUCUAGGAUUAGGGUUAGGGUUUGUGAAUUGCUCGAAAUUCUAGGUUUUUCUCUUCGAUUUCACCGAGAAUUGCCGGAGUUAGAGUUUUAUUGGCUGUGGAGGGAUGGUGAGGGCAGUGAAGAGGGAAAGGGAGAACCGAGAGGAGGAAGCGGAGGUUGUGGAAGGAGAGGCGAGGGAGAACCGGCAUGGGACGACGGAGAGGCGGGCUUUGAGAUCGAGGUACCUUGCUGUGAAGAACCUGAUCAGUGAUGAACGGGAUGGGAUUAGUAGCGAGGAUUCUGAGAAGUUUCGGACCAUCAUCUCCGAAGUUGAGAGCUUGCAUCAGCUUGUCCAGAAGCCUAGGGAACAAGUGGCUGAUGCAGAGGCCCUAUUGGACAUUGCAAACACUUUGGUGACAUCAGUGAAGUCCCAAAUUAAUGAUGGACUGACCCCAUCGAAUUUUGUAACUGCUUUAUUGAGAAAUUAUGGACAACAUGGUGGGGAUGCAAGCCUUAACACAAUUUCGUGGGCUGAUGUUGGCCUUUCAAUUUCUGAUGUUCUCAGAAUGGCCCCUGGAUGCUGUACAAUGAUUGGUCCAAUGGACACUGAGAUGAAGCUUAGAAAGGUUUCUGUUCACAGAAAGAAGACAAAACCAACUGAAAGUGCACGUCCUGAAGAGCUGGACAGUUCUGAGAUGGAGGGGAAAACUGAUACCGAUAAGAACAUGUCAACCAUGUUUAAUAUCUUGAGAAAGAAUAAGAUAGCAAGACUCGAGAACCUGGUGCUGAAUAGAUAUUCUUUUGCUCAAACUGUGGAGAACUUCUUUGCACUCUCAUUUCUUGUGAAAGAUGGGAGAGCUCAAAUUUCUGUGAACAACCAAGGGCAUCAUUUAGUAUCACCAAAGAAUGCUCCUGCUGCUACUGCAGUGACAUCAGGGGACGUCUCUUAUCACCACUUUGUUUUAAGAUUUGAUUUCAAAGAUUGGAAGAUGAUGGUGUCCAAUGUUGCAUCAGGGGAGGAGUUGAUGCCUCACAGGAUAAAUCCAGGUGUGCCAGUGCCAGCACCAUCACAAACUGAAGAGCCAUUUCUUGAUGAGCCACAGUCAUCAGCACCACCCACAACACCAAUUAGAAAACUGACCCGAAACCGUGGUUUGGUGAUACAAGAGCAAUCAGUAGUUGAUGAUACACCCGACAAAGGGUCAGCACGGGUAACCCGUAGACGCCUCUGCGUCGGCCGUUGAUUGAAUUUUCAUCCAUAUUAGUUGGUAGAUUUUUUCCCCAGGUGUACAUACUCAUUUUGUGGUGUAGAAUCCUUUAAAAGUUUAUUUAUGUACGCUAAGUAGGUCCUGUCUUUUUUAAAUAUUAUUGCAAUUGUGAUUGCCAACAAACUUUCACAAGAUUAUUGUGACCA
Dioscorea cayenensis subsp. rotundata (Guinea yam) is the source of this 1788-nucleotide messenger RNA. Its product is annotated as non-structural maintenance of chromosomes element 4 homolog A-like. NCBI's taxonomy places the organism in Eukaryota, Viridiplantae, Streptophyta, Magnoliopsida, Dioscoreales, Dioscoreaceae. The record is from RefSeq and is a predicted model, not a curated record. The transcript has 9 exons. Gene Ontology annotation, cellular component: nucleus; Smc5-Smc6 complex. The coding region runs from base 500 to 1618 and encodes 372 amino acids. Gene Ontology annotation, biological process: DNA repair.